GGAAGCGAUUCAAAAGAAAGUAGACCUUGGGAUAUGAUUAAGGAUUCAACUUUAAUUAGAGAUGCUACCCUUUCAUACGAAGUUCACAUGGCAUCUCUGUUUGACUGUACAUAUAGCCCUGCUGCAAAUUUAGUUGCCAGCUUAUGUGGAAGAGAAUAUGAGCUGUACCUUGAAUCGUGCCUGCUUUCAAGAGGACUAUGUUUUAAAACUGAAUUUGAUUUGAGAGAACUAAAUUUUUCCAAGACUCCUGAUAUAUUGCUGGAUGUACCAUUUGCUUUUAAUAAUUUUGUCAUUAAAUGGAUUGAGAGCAAAGCUUGUUUUGGUGAUGAAUUGGUUCAUGAUGAAUACCUUUCUAACCAAUACCAAUAUUAUUUUAGGUAUGGCCCAGGUCUGGUGAUUUAUUGGUUUGGAUUUGUAGAAUCUAUCAAGGGAAUUCGAGAUAAACUCUUGAUAGCUGACAAAUUCCCUGGGAAAAUUGUUAAAAUAGGUUAAAUUUAAAAGUGUUUUUUUUUUUUU
Messenger RNA from Nezara viridula (southern green stink bug), 516 nucleotides. The record is from the annotation of a GenBank genome assembly. Lineage: Eukaryota; Metazoa; Arthropoda; Insecta; Hemiptera; Pentatomidae.